Molecule: messenger RNA, 2142 nt
Organism: Adineta steineri
Lineage: Eukaryota; Metazoa; Rotifera; Eurotatoria; Adinetida; Adinetidae
Source: the annotation of a GenBank genome assembly
AUGGUGCAAGAUUUAAAUACAGCUACAACACCUGAUAAAGCCUCAACAACUGCAACUGGUGAUUUAUCAUCAGAUGAAAAACGAAAAAAAGUUGGAAAUUAUGUUAUCUUAAAAACAAUUGGAGAAGGUAGUUUUGCAAAAGUACGAUUGGGUGUUCAUCUAAUCACAGAAAUGAGAGUUGCAGUAAAAGUUAUUAAUAAGCGUGAAGUAUUUAAAAGAAAUUAUUUACGAGCUAAUUUACGUCGUGAAGCAUCUAUGAUGCAACGUAUGUCACAUAAAAAUAUAGUACAACUACAUGAAGUUAUGGAAACAGAAAAUUCCUAUUAUAUUGUUAUGGAUUUAGUACAAGGAAAUGAAUUUGUUAAAUAUUUAACAAAGAAAAAACAAUUAGAUGAACUUGAAACAAGAAAAUAUAUUCGACAAAUUGUUUCUGCUGUUGAUCAUAUGCAUCGAGCACGUGUUAUUCAUCGUGAUAUAAAACUUCAAAAUUUUAUGCUCGAUCAAAAUAAUGAUAUUAUUAUUAUUGAUUUUGGUCUUAGUAAUUGUCUUGAUGAAAAAGGUUUUUUAACUACUCAAUGUGGUUCACCUGCUUAUGCAGCUCCAGAGAUUUUUGCUCAUCAAGAAUAUGGUCCAGCAGUUGAUGUAUGGAGUAUCGGUGUGAAUAUGUAUGCUAUGCUACUUGGUAAACUUCCAUUUAAAGUUGAACAUCGUAGUCGAAAUCUUGCUAAACUUCAUGCAUGUAUAUUGAAAGGAUGUGAAAUACCUACUACACUUUCACGUGAUUGUCAAGAUUUAUUAACAAGAUUAUUAGAACCAUCACCUACAAAACGAAUAACAAUGGCAGAAAUUCUUCGUCAUCCAUUUUUAAUCAGUCAAUUAGGACCUAUUGAAUUAAUGCCUUAUAAACCACAAGCUGAUGCAAGAGAAAUUAAUCGAAAUAUAACUAAAUAUCUUGCAAUUAAACAUGGAUAUUCAGAACAUGAUGUUGAGGAUGCUGUAAUAUAUCGAAAACCAAUUGCAUCUCGUGCUCUAUAUAAUUUAAUCGAAAGACGUCUUAAACAAGGUUUAAGUUGGCCAGAUCCUACAUAUAAUCAUACUAUCAAUAUUCAUUCAUCAUUAUCAACAACAGGUGAUGCUAUUUUACAUGAUGGUUCACCAGAUGUUAUUGUACUUGAUAAACUUGUUCAUAAUGAACCAUUACUUCCUGGUCGUCGUGUACCAUCGCAUCUUUUACCUCAACAAACAAAUUCAAUACCAACAAAUGGACGACGAUUAUCGCGUGAUAAAUCUAAUUAUGGAUUUGAUGAACAUGUUAUAUUACAUACGAAUACAAAUGGUAAUAUUAUUACGGGUGGUUUAACACAGGAAGCGUACAACGAGUUAGUACCGACAUCAAAGGCAACUUCUAGAAAAUUAUUUCAUGAUAUUAUCAUGAGAAAACCAUCAGCUAUUGGAAAUAGUGUUGAUUUAACAGAUGAACAUAAUAAUAUAAAACGAACGCAAAAUUCGAGCGGUUUAACACUAAUGAAACCUUUAGUUACUGGACACCGUAGUAAUGUCAUAUCUCCACAUGCACACCCACAACAACAACAACAGCAACAUCAACAGCAACAACAUAAAAUGAAACCUCGUAGUUUACCUAAUUCCACACUUGAUCAUGCAAAUCAAAAUGGUUUUCAUUUGCCACAUGAUCCAUUAGCUAGUGGUACUCGUACACCAAAACCUCUUAGUCGUGCGUCAAAUGUUGAACAUAUGAAAAGAUCUCAACAACAUUCUCCGGUGCGAUAUAAUCCUGCUCCAUCAGUAACUGUAAAAGCAAUUGGUUUAUUCUUAAAAAAUUCUGCUCUACAUUCUCGUAUUAGUUCUUCUAGUAGUAAAUCAUCAAAAAAUGUUGAGAGUGUAUCACCUACUACUCAACAACAAUCACCACCAUUAAGAUUUUAUCCAUCAACAUCAAAUACAAGUAAUACUAAUAAAUCUAAUGUAAUUAAUUAUCAUUCACAUGGAAAUUUAACAUCAGCAAGUACAACAAGACAAGCAUUUGCUAAAUCAUCUGAAUCACCACAUCAUAUAUCACCUAGUAAAACUCAACAUUCAACAACAACAACAGGAACUAAUGGACAAAAACUAAUGCAAACUUAA